This is a messenger RNA of Parascedosporium putredinis, 837 nucleotides long. Lineage: Eukaryota; Fungi; Ascomycota; Sordariomycetes; Microascales; Microascaceae. The record is from the annotation of a GenBank genome assembly.
AUGUCUUCGCCAUCCUCGCCUUCCUCGCCGGGCCGCCAGUCCCCCAAAACUGCGGCGGAGCAUUUUAAUUCGACGGCCUCCCAGUACGAGCGAUCGACGGGCGGUUGCACCUGGGAACUCGCGCGCGACCUUCUCGAUCUUCCCGAUCUUCAAUCCAUUACCGAAAUUAUCCGGCGAUGCGAAAACGAGGGUACCGCGGUGCCGGAGAUCGCGGCCGUCGAUGCGGCGGAGAACAUGGUUGAUUUGGCGCGGGCCAAGUUUAGGGAUAGUCGGCACGCCGCCCGGCUUUCGUUUGCGGCGGCGCCGGGCGAGAGUCUGGACCUAUUCGAGAGCGAAUCCUUCACGCACAGCAUCACCAACCUCGGGAUCCUGUUCUUUUCCGACGAGGACGAGGGGGCCAAGGAGAUUUACCGUACCCUCGCGCCCGGCGGGGUCGCUGUGGUGACGACGUGGGCGGAGCUGGGCUAUCUCACGCGGGUGAUCCACCCCGCGCAGAGGCUCAUCCGGCCGUGCGACCCGGUGUUCAAGCUGCCCAUCUCCGCAGCGUGGUUCCAGCCCGACUUUGUGGAGGAGGUGAUGCGGAGGGGCGGGUUCGGCGACGUGGAGAUGGCGGAGAGGACGGUGCACUACGGGGCGCCCGACGAGGAGGACCUGACGCAGAUGCUGAUUCUCUCGUUCCAGAUGCUGUACCACGACUGGCCGGAACACGAGAAGAAGAAGUUUGUCAAGACGGUGGGGAACCUGGUGAGGAAGACGAGCGUGCCGUAUACGAUGCCGGACGGCAGGGAUGGGAUGGGAAUCCCGAUGAGGGCGAUUGUGGCCGUGUGUCGGAAAUGA